Messenger RNA from Stylonychia lemnae, 2868 nucleotides. Lineage: Eukaryota; Ciliophora; Spirotrichea; Sporadotrichida; Oxytrichidae. The record is from the annotation of a GenBank genome assembly.
AUGCAUGUGAACUCCAAAAACGCUCCACCUGCAUCAGGAAAGUAUGAUUUCUCAGCUAUAUAUUUGGUACAAUAAGACAUGAGGAAAUCCUUUAGAAAUCUUUCAAUAUAAUAGCAAAGGUUUGAAAAGUAAUUGGAGAAAAAUCAUAACAAAUUUUUCCAAACAGUUUUACAGAAUAAAAGAUAAUUAUACUUUGGGAAGUUAUCUCUUGAGGGUGGGGCUUAGAUGGAAUCAACAGGUCUUAAAUCAAAAAUUUAAAGAGCUGGUUAAAAGAAUCAGAAUAGAGAUCAGUCAAAUGAUUAUUUAAAAAACGAACAAAUUGAAAGACUGGCCAGAUAGUCAAGGAGACCAAAGUCUUCAAUCAUUGUUGAUGAUUAUACUCACAAAUUGCCAAAGGAUUAGUAAAACGAAAAAUAGCAAGCUUAGGAUGAUAUUGAAGGUUUUGAUUACAUUUCAGCACUACAAGCUGAAUUAUAAUAAGAAAAAAUAUAAGACUAUAGAGUAAGACAGAAAGAAAAACUGAAUGAAGACGAUAUUUAAGCAGAUAAAGAUCAUUAAAUUGCUAAGUAAAAGAGAAAACAGAGACAGUAAACUAUUGAAAUGCUAUUAAGCAAAGAAAAAUGUUCUUAACUAGGACUGUAACAGUUUAAAAAUACGCUCAAGGAUGAGGAGUUGCUUUUAGAAUUAAGUAAAAAGAUAUUAGAUGAUUUCUAUAAGUAAAACACUACAUUUAAACUAACAGAUAAUUAACUAACUCUUGACUAAUUCAAGACAAGAAUAUACGAGAGAAUCCAGAAAAAGACUGAUGACUAAAAAUAUUACUGCCUUGAUGACCUGAAGUAAAUACUUGGAGAUAACCUAAUUACUUUUGAUCCAACAAAUGUUGACGAAUAUAUCAAAAUGAUUUACUAAAAGGAUAUCAAGGACUUAACUGCUAAAGAAUCUAACCUAAAGCUAGAACCAUGGUAAACUAAUUAAAAAUGUCUUAGAAGUAUCUAUAACUUAGGAGUAAAAAUUCAGAGCAAGCAAGAAAAAAGAAGAAAAAGAAAGCAGUCUCAUGAAACUCAUUAUAAAACUAAAACUCUUGAUGAGAAAACUUCUGCAAGACUAUCUUAAUCAUCAUCGAAAAAAUUGAAUUCUGGAAGAGGUAAGAAGAAGAUUCACACAACUAGUAUUUUAACGAAUGUUAACAAUGUGAAAAAGAAGGAUGCCAGGGAAUUUACUGAGAAAAUAAAGGAGACAUUAAAGAUUUUUCACAAUUUAAAGGCAAAAUCAGAAAAAGAAGAAGUUUAUAGAAAUUAUGGACCUACAUGGGAGAUUGAAUAAAAUGAAGAGAGAAAAUUAUAAGUUUAAUUUUAGAAGCCAGAAGAAGACUCUAAAUCAGACAAAGAUAACAAAUCCAAAUAUAUUCACCAUCACACACUUCAUGAAAGAGUUCAGGAUGUAAGAACUAAUUGUGGUUUUUUAAAAAAGCUGGAUGAGAUAGGAGCAAAUGUUAAAAUGGAUUAAGAGGUAAAUGAGCUUCUUUACUUAGAAGAUAAGGAGAAAGACAAGAAAGAAUAGAUGCUUGAAGAUUUCAAAAAGAGUGUAAAGAAGCUUAGGCCUAGAGAAAUAUUUGACAUUGAAGCUGUAAUUUAACAGAGAAAAGAUAAUUUAAGAUUGAGAUAGCAGACAAUAGAAUCAAAAUCAGGCAAUAAUACAAAUCCUAAUUACAUCAACUAGUCAUAGAUAUCUUAGGAAUACAAGGAAACUAUACUUAAUAAAAGUAAUAUGAUGGGAGACACUCAAUCAUUAUUUGAUCAGAUAAAUGUAGAGCUUUACGAGCUAAAAUUAGAUGAAUAGCCUAAUAGGGAAUGGAUGAGCAAGGCAAAGAGAGGGACUUUCUAUACAGAAAAGAGUUCAAUAAUUCCAAAGCCAUUGAAGAAAAGUAUGAUUGGUGGCUUUAAAUUUAAUUGCUAGAAUCAUGAAACUAGUAAAAUGAGUGACUCAUUUUCAUAAGCAACAACUGCGGCUGCUGAUGAAAAUUACUCAGUGGCCUUUGGACAAAGUGGCAAUAGAGGCAGAAAAGUUAGACCAUCAACUAGUGUUAAGCCUCAAAAUUCACUUUAUUACUCUAUUAACAGCCAGGAUUAGUAUCGCAAAAUAGGAGGAAAUUAUAAUUAAGGACAUGUUAUUGAAGAAGAAUUUGAUAUGAAUAAUUAGCUUCAAAGUACAAAGCAACUUAAUAAGAGACAAAUGAAUAAAUCCUUAGUCUCUGAUAAAUUUCUAUCAUAUCUAAAUGAAGUGGGAAUACCCAUUAGCAAAAGUAACUAAUAUGGUUUGAUGAGCUCAUUGAAUCCAUAGAGAUAAGAAUUUAAAGCUAACAGUUUUUAGACCCAAGCUAUGGUGUACAGAAUCAAUUAAAAAGAACAAAGCUGUGGUCAGGAGAACUAGGCAUUCAAUACAACAAUACUGGAUCACAAAAGAAUAAGAUUGGAAUCUGCAAAUCUUUAUAAAUCAUACUAAGAGAAUAAAAUCUAGAAUAGAAGGAAAAUAAAUUCGUGGCAUAUGGCGAAUACAAAUAAAUCACAAGUUAGUAACAGUGCCUAGACACAGAUGAAUGAUAGUUAAAAUGAAACAAUGACUGGAUUAUAGAGAAGCAGACUAUUAUCAAGACCGAUUUACAUUGAAGGAACAGUGAUUUCUCCGAAUGAGUGGAAAUAAUCUACAAAUGAAGCUUCACCUAUUAAGAAAGUUGAAAGCUUUAAUAUUGACAUGAGAGUAGACCAGCAGGAGUAGAAUGAUCAGCAAAGAAGUAGCUUGAGUCUAUCUAAAAUUGAUUUAAAACAACAAUAGCAAUAGCAAUAGCAAUUUGAAUUAAAUUAAUGA